Molecule: messenger RNA, 338 nt
Organism: Staurois parvus
Lineage: Eukaryota; Metazoa; Chordata; Amphibia; Anura; Ranidae
Source: the annotation of a GenBank genome assembly
UCAUGCUGCUGCCAGGUCCAGAGUCUCUCAUGGGUCCCUGUACGGCCUCCCAUUGCUGCUGUCUCCAUCGCCACACUCUGCCAUGUGCCACUUUCAGGUCUCCUCACACUGCUGGUGGGUUCCAUUUUGUCAUAGGGUGCUGGCAGAUUACAGGCCUCCCAUAGGUGCUGCCAGGCCCCAAAUCGGCCAUGGGCCCCCGUACCGCCCUCCUCACGCUGCUGCUGAGCCCACAGUGUGACCUGGGUCCCUGUACGGCCUCCCAUUGCUUCCACUCUGCCAUGUGCCACUUUGAAAUCUCCUCACACUCUGCGGUUGUCCAUUUUGUCAUAGGUUGCUGG